This is a messenger RNA of Carassius gibelio (silver crucian carp), 2865 nucleotides long. RefSeq names its product tyrosine-protein kinase CSK-like. The record is from RefSeq and is a predicted model, not a curated record. Gene Ontology annotation, biological process: protein phosphorylation; regulation of Fc receptor mediated stimulatory signaling pathway; adherens junction organization. Gene Ontology annotation, molecular function: protein tyrosine kinase activity; protein binding; ATP binding. Bases 229 to 1581 code for a protein of 450 amino acids. Lineage: Eukaryota; Metazoa; Chordata; Actinopteri; Cypriniformes; Cyprinidae. The transcript has 13 exons.
GAGUGGAAGCGCUAGAAUCUCGAACCGUGGCGACAUUUUCAGCUCAUUUCAUUUCCUCUUCAUCUACAGGCCCAAAUAGGACUGUCUGCUCUCAAACCCACAACAGCUGCAUGCUCGGGACAAACCGGAGCCCAAGCCCUCAGAAGAGAAGCAGACGCUCAUGCGCGAUAUUCGCUGGCUCUGAUGGUUCUCGUCUGAUGCUCAGAGACUCCAGCUUCAGUCCUCAGCAUGUCUGCUCUACAGGUGUCGUGGCCGCCGGGCACCGAGUGUGUGGCCAAGUAUAACUUCCAGGGCAGCACAGAACUGGACCUGAGCUUCUGUAAAGGAGACCUGCUGACCAUCAUCGGCGUUACCAAGGACCCGAACUGGUACAAAGCGAAGAACUCUGUUGGCCGAGAGGGAAUGAUUCCAGCAAACUACGUCCAGAAGAGAGAAGGAGUCAAAUCAGGAGGAAAGCUCAGUCUGAUGCCGUGGUUUCACGGUAAGAUCACGCGUGAGCAGGCGGAGCGUCUGCUGUAUCCGCCGGAGACCGGGCUGUUCCUGGUGCGCGAGAGCACAAACUACCCCGGAGACUACACGCUGUGUGUGAGCUGCGACGGCAAGGUGGAGCACUACCGCAUCAUCUACCACAGCGGCAGACUGUCCAUCGACGAGGAGGAGUACUUCGACAACCUCAUGCAGCUGGUGGAGCAUUACACCAAAGACGCUGAUGGUCUUUGUACACGGCUCAUCAAACCCAAGCUGAUGGAGGGGACGGUGGCAGCACAGGACGAGUUCUCCAGGAGUGGAUGGGCUAUGAACAUGAAAGAUCUCAAACUCAAACAUACCAUCGGCAAAGGAGAGUUCGGAGACGUGAUGGUGGGAGAAUACAGAGGGACCAAGGUGGCAGUGAAGUGCAUCAAACACGACGCCACGGCUCAGGCUUUCCUCGCUGAAGCUUCAGUCAUGACUCAGAUGAGACACACUAACCUGGUGCAGUUAUUAGGGGUGAUCGUGGAGGAACGAGGCAGUUUGUUCAUCGUGACUGAAUACAUGGCUAAGGGCUGUCUGGUGGAUUACCUGCGCUCUCGAGGACGGACCGUGUUGGGCGGCGAGUGUCUGCUCAAGUUUUCUCUGGACGUCUGCGAGGCCAUGGAGUAUCUGGAGGCCAAUAACUUCGUGCACAGAGAUCUGGCGGCUCGUAAUGUGCUGGUGUCCGAUGAUAACAUCGCUAAAGUCAGUGACUUCGGACUGACCAAAGAGGCGUCGUCCACUCAGGACACGGCCAAGCUGCCCGUCAAAUGGACGUCGCCCGAGGCGCUGCGAGAGAAGAAGUUUUCCACUAAAUCUGACGUGUGGAGCUACGGCGUUCUGCUGUGGGAGAUUUACUCUUUCGGACGAGUGCCGUACCCCAGAAUUCCGCUGAAGGAGGUGGUGCCGCGGGUGGAGAAGGGCUAUAAGAUGGAGGCUCCUGACGGUUGUCCGGUGGUGGUGUAUGACCUGAUGAAGCAGUGCUGGACGCUGGACCCGGCCGGACGACCCUCGUUCCGUCUGCUGCGAGAGAAGCUGCAGCACAUCAGAGCCAAAGAUCUGCAGCUGUGAGGAACAUCUGACCUCCUCGCUGUGCUGGAGACUGGACUGUUGAUCUGGACGCUGACGUGUGUGUGUGUGUGUGUGUGUGUGUGUGUGUGUGUGUGUGUGUGUGUGUGUGUGUGUGUGUGAGUGUGUGGCAGUACUCGCUCCUCAUCUCCUUUGCUUCUCUGUUCUGUGAGGAAGGCUGGUCUUUUCUCUCUCGCUCCGGUCUCAUGAAAACACACAACUCAUAUUUCACGCCAAAAUCAAAAUAUAAAGUUGAAUUUUAAUUUUAAUUCAUGUUAUACAUCCAGGUUUUAUUUUGUAGUUGUCAUUAUUCUCAAUGAUGAUUACUGUACUCUUAAUAAAAACAUUGUGUUACAAAGAUUUAAAUGACAUUUGAAUUGGCAUAAAAUAAUUGUAAAUCAUUUUAAUGUAAAAAUUAGUAUACAUUUUUCUUCUCUCCUUCAAAAGUAUAAAACUGAUGUAAACUAUGGUUAUAUAUAUAUAUAUACAUGUAUAUAAAAAACAUUUAAUGUGAAAGGCUGUUUCCACCAUGGAAUAAAAAUAAAUGAAUAAAAGUAAUUGUUACUGUUAAUUGCUACUUCAUCUCUCAGUUCUGAGUUCUUCACUUCUUAAUUCCGAGAUAUACAUUUAUAGUCACUUUUUUUUAUGUUGCAGAAACAAGCUUCCAGUUUUUACUACCAUCAUGUACAAGUGUUUUUGUUGUUUUUGCAUUAGAGUGAUGAACAUUUGAUUAGUUUGCAUUACAGAAAUAUGAAAGAAUUAAUUGGCACUAUUUUUUAAAGCAAGAAUUGUUUUCAUUGUGAUUUUGUGAUGAAUUUUGAGCUGCACGUGUUCUUCAUGAGAUCCACCGCUGUCGUGUGUGUGUGUGUGUGUGUGUGUCGAAGUGCCUGCUGCAGUUGACAGAGCAGUGCCUGUGUUCCUCUGACAUCUUUAAAAUCUUGUUUUUUUUAAUGAGUCUUUUAUUUUUUUGUAUUUGUUGAUUUGUCAUCUGUGACGAAAUGGUGUUUGUGUUCACUAGCACAAUGAGCUGGGAAACACACACACACACACAUCCCAGCUGAGCUCACGUGCCUGCUAUCUCUCUCUCUCUCACACACACACACACACACACACUCCCUCUAGUGGACUGGGAGGGUCAGUCCAUCACAACUCUGUUUUAUAUUAAAAUCUAUUUAAGAUGGACUCGUGCAUGCUCAGAGAGGCCUUGAGUAACGUGUCAGUGCUUUCAAUGUUCAUUGUUUUAAUAUUCUUCCAUGAUUAUGAAUAAAUCAUUCCAUCUGACCAGCA